Physella acuta is the source of this 2252-nucleotide messenger RNA. RefSeq names its product RIB43A-like with coiled-coils protein 2. The record is from RefSeq and is a predicted model, not a curated record. NCBI's taxonomy places the organism in Eukaryota, Metazoa, Mollusca, Gastropoda, Physidae.
AUCGCAAGUUUUGUGCAUAACGACGACAGUGUAAACUUGACAACAGACAGCAUCAUACUAGAGACUGAUUGAAUCACACAUGAGAUUUGAAGUUUACUUAGGAGAUAUAGAAUCUAAACUAUACACUGUACAGUGGGCUGUCGUUUUUUUUUUGUAUUUUGUGGUGUGAAAUAAAUAGAAUCUGAAAAUGUAUAAACUAGAUUUACCUGUAGACUAUAAACAAGCCGCGGCAAUUGAGCGCCGUCGUGCGAUGGAAGAAGAGAGAAAAACAAGAAUUUUUAACGCAAAAACCAGGCAGAUAGGGAUUGAUAAACAAGCCAUUGAGCAGCAAGUUUUUGACAAAAAACAAAUGGAAGAGUAUGAAAGAAAAAGACAUGAAGCUUUUGCGGCUGAUGCUCUCAGGAAUGAUAGGAUUGCGACUAUGUUGGAGAAACGCCAGGAACAUGAUAUUCGUGCUCUAAAUGAGGCCAUUAAUGAAUUCCGUGCCCUCCACCAGCAACCCAAUCAGAGAAGAGAAUGGGACCUGUAUGAUCCAGAUGCCUUAAAAAAAGACAAACCCGCACGAGUCCAUGAUGAUGAUCCUCGCUGUGGGAUUGCCAGUUUACAGAAAUUUGAUGGAGAGGAUUUAAAUAGCAAGGCUCGUAAGAAGCUUCAAAAUGAACAAGCUCGCAAAUGGCAUGAAGCACAGAUGAGAGAAAAAGAGAAGGCCAAAAUGAACCAAUCUGAGGCUGAUCGUCUGUACGAAUUAAAACAACGAGAGCUAGACCAGAGGGCCAUGGAGCUGCAGGAAGCUGAAGAAAACUGCAGGAAAGCAAUCAAUAUGGCGACAGCCUCUUACAACAGUGCUCUUAACAAUGAACAAAGGGAGCGUGAGCGUCUGAAGAGACAACAGGAAGAGGAUGACAAAAUGACAGAGAUCGCCAACUGUGUGUUUGGAGAUUUUCUCACAGAAAACCCUGCAGUGGCACAGAGCGCAUUUGGGCCUCACCGUGUGAUUCCUGACAGAUGGAAGGGCAUGUCGCCACAGCAGCUGGCAGAGAUUAGAAAGGAACAGGAGAGACAGAAGGCAGAGGCUGAGCGCCUUCGCCAAGAGGAGGAACUUCGUAACAAGGAGUUUGAGCGCCAGGCUUCAGCCAAUGCUAGAGCAGCUUUAUUAAUUGAAAGAGAAAUGGAAAGAAAGCGCAGAGAGCUAGAGAAGGCCCAAGCAGAUGAGAACCGCCGUUUGGCUCAGGAACAAAAAGCUCAUAUAGACUUCAUGAACAGGGAGGUGUACACCAACCCCCCCACAGCAGCUUACUUCAUGCAGUUUAACACCACCACACGAUAACCUCUUCUGUUUAGUUGGGGUAGUUUAAAAAUUGUGAUACAUUUUCAGAUUAAUAACAAUGUUUUCUUAUGUUUCUGGUAUGUUUAAGCAUUUUUCUCACAGUAUUUCUGACACAAUGAUUUGUGUUGUUUAGGCCACAACAUUCAAAUUUAAAGCAUAUGUUGAUUGUGUGCAUGAUAUCAAUAACUUAAAAUAGGAUGGGAUUUUUACUUUACUGAAAUUUUUUCCAUUUUUAAUAUCUUCUUGACUGUGAAUUAUUCUAAAGAGAUAAUAUGUUGGAUUUUAACUUGUUCAUAGCCUAUCUGUGUUUGAAUCAUUGUUAAAAAAACAGAUUUAAUGAGUCCAUAACAUUAAAAUCCAAGCAAUGUUGUUGCACUCUUAAAAAUGAUCAAAAUCCUAAAGAUGAAAUUGUUGGUAAUUUGAAUAAUUUUUUUAAUAUCACUAAGUUUAAAGUUUGUAUUAAUUUUUUUAAAACUUGACCGUUUACUUAUGUUUUGUAUGUAGAGUAAAAAAAAGUGUGACAGGCUUUGGUUAAAAGAUUUCUAACUUUUUUAAAAUGAAAUUUUUAGAAAAAAAAAUGUGUUUAUUUUUAAAUUUUUGAAUUAUUUAUAAGCUCUGUUUUUUAAAUUAUACAGCAGAAAUUUUUAAACCUAUCUACAUUAUACUUGUAGUUUCCGAGACGUUUUUAAGGAGUGUACUAUGUUUUGAAUAUGUAUUUUGAUACUUAAUAUUGUAUAAUAACAAUUAUUAUUAUAUUUUAUAAAUACUGUAUUAUUAAAAAUUGAUUACCUCCCAUUGAGUGAAUAAUUUAUUUGAAUGGAAAGACAACUGUGUAAAUCAAAUAGUCUAGUAUUAAUUAUUUUUUUCUAUUAUGCUGUUUUAAAUAGCAAAGAGCAUAAGAAAUAAAUCUAUACUUUUUACCAAG